Messenger RNA from Spirometra erinaceieuropaei, 33535 nucleotides. NCBI's taxonomy places the organism in Eukaryota, Metazoa, Platyhelminthes, Cestoda, Diphyllobothriidea, Diphyllobothriidae. The record is from the annotation of a GenBank genome assembly.
AUGGACCGACAAUUCCGCGAACUUAGAAUCGAUGGAGAUCGCGAAAGCAGUUACGGGAGUGUUUUUUCCGUGUCUGGUCCAGGUAGGUUUAUCCUUACCUGUACGUACUGACGCAUUUCCUUCACAGUUUUCUGAGAUCUGUUUGCCAUUUUCCUCCAUUCAUAGUUGUGACUGCUGAGAGGAUGGCAGGUUCAGCCAUGUACGAACUGGUCCGUGUCGGACACGACAACUUGGUUGGCGAGAUUAUUCGAUUGGAGGGAGACACUGCAACGAUCCAGGUCUACGAAGAUACGUGUAUCCUUUUUGCCAUUUUUUGCAUCGAUGCAAGCCAUAAUCUUUUUUCUCAUGCGCUUGAUGUCACUUAGACUCCGGAUGCUUUUGGUCUCUUUAUCUGCCAUUUCACGAUGCCAUCUUCUCCAGGUUCGCCGACGUGCCCUCUAAGAUAGGCCACCCCGAGUGAUGUCUUAUUUUCCCUAACUCUUCUUCCCAAUAGCUGGCGUGACUGUGGGUGAUCCUGUACAAAAAACUGGCAAACCGCUCUCCGUCGAGUUGGGUCCGGGUAUUCUAGACAGUAUUUUUGACGGUAAGCCAGAUCUGACUUCCCCUUGUUUUAGUCUUGGCUUUUAUGGUUUGCCAUGUCCAUGGGGGACGGUCAGUCAACGAAGCCGAUUAUUCGCGGCGGACUUAAUUAUUCUUAAGUUAUUGAGACUUGUGAAGUUGGGCUGGCGAGUACUUGAGAGCAUUCGGGGUCUUCAUCAUGAGUAACCCAACUCUGAUGAUCCCGACCUUCCUUCUUCUUUGUUGACGGGUGUCAUCCAUCCCAUGUCUUUUAGUCGCCGCUGGACAGCGGUCUACUUGUUGGUUCGGGGGUCUGUUGUUGCAUGAUUUAUUUCGAGGAACAGAUAACAGUUUAGAAGUUCGGGGCGGAACUACAGAGUCAUCCCAGAGGAAUCUGGUUCGUCUCGUGAAUGAUCCUCACAUGAAGAGUCGAAGUGCUGAGUAGACGUGACUUAUUUCGUAAAUAAAGACACGUCAAAACGACCUUCUACUAAAGUGAUUGUAACUUCUACGUUUUAUUUCCUUGCAAAUUCCUGCUCAUUAUUGCUCUCGUGAGCCAAACCUCAUGACAGCCGGCAUUGGGGACUUCAUCCACACGAAACAUAAGAAGUUUCUCCACUACAGUAGGCCUGGCGCGCUCGAAUCUACAGUAAUCCGCUAAGAGUCAUGGUUUGAGUGGUUGGUAUCUAAGUAGAUAACUCAUUCCUCAUAACUGGAGGACUGAGGGUCAGGCUGUUGCAGUUUUUUUCAAUGUGACCUUCCAGCACCCAUACACACGAGGCCCGAGUCGUUCAGGACGUGCGUGGCACGGGUAGACGGCCACUCCCGGCUAGUUGAGUGAGAGGAGAGAACGCGCGGGAGAUGUUAAGGAAGUUCGCCUCAUUAAAAACUAAUUUAUGCGCUCAUUCCUUGGGGCACGCGAUGGGAAACGUCGCUCUGUCAAAUCUGACUCAACAACGCCAUCUAUUUCGAUGACCCAACGCACACACACACACCUUUGGCAAUUCAUCUUUUUCAACAGUGGCCGUUCAGCCCAUUAGGGCUAUGGUUGGAGUGUUAGUGCACUGAAAUUUUUUUGUGUAGUACAAUCCGGUGGAAUAUGGUGGUUCGGAACAUGCUUUGGCAAUAAAAUUCGUGAGAAAUAUUCAACCGCUGUCCUCACAAUCCUCUCCAAGGUGUUUGUGUUCAUGGUUGUAAUUUGUCCGCCCUGCAACGUUCAGAGACAGUUUGCGCAGGUGUGUAGUCUUCCAUAAUUUUCCUUAAUGUUUUGACGGUUUAUGUGGAGAUGUUCAACGAGGCCAGUCCGAACCUUCACCAUGAAUGUUCAAAACAUACGGAGAAUUCGGUCACUUAAGGCCUUUUUGUCGUUGCCUAGCUUCCUUUAUCUGGUUGGCUUCGUAGCUUUUAACUCUUGCGUCGCGACUGAUCUCCAUGCCUGCUGAUAUCGAGACUUCUCAGCGUGUCCUUAUGCUCUUUUUACCUCCUCGUCUAUAGCAGCAGCCGGUCUUAAGCCAUAGGGUCGUGUUCUUAUAUAUAUCUCCUCUCCUCUCUCCACUCGUUGCGCAGGUAUUCAGCGGCCGCUGCAGGACAUUCGCGCGUUCACCGACUCCAUAUACAUUCCAAAAGGCGUUAGUGCGCCGUCGUUGAACCGAAAGAUUGCCUGGGAGUUUGACCCCAUGCCAAACCUGCGUGUUGGCAUGCAUAUCACCGGUGGCGAUAUCUACGGCACGGUGAAUGAGAACAGUCUGGUGCAGCACAAGCUUAUGCUGUCUCCGAAGGACCAGGGUACCAUCCGAUGGAUUGCCCCGCCCGGGAACUACACCAUCUUGGUGAGCUUCUCACACCUCGACUUGCUCUUUUGUCCCACUCUCUCUCUCUCUCUACACACUCCUUCCUCCUGCCCCCCCCCCUCCGCGAUCCUUGUCCCCCGUUUUGUCAAGUGCUCGUCCCACCUUACGCAGUGAAAUCUACGUCACUCUACAGUUUAAUUUUAUGUACAGUAGGUGGGCUAACACAUGAAAUGUCAACUGAAAUUCCGAAAUGCGUUUUCGCCUCGAAAAGAUUAAUUAAGUAGGGUUGCAAAACCAAUCAUCGUACAGCAUAAUUCUAUAAUGAUCCAGUUACCUCAGGAUGCCGGCUUUCGAACGAACUUUCUUCCGGCUGCAUGCAAAAACUAUACUCUGUAAAUAAAUCACAACUUAAGUAGCAUGAAUUUUUCUCAUUGAUUUUCGAUGUCCCUAAAAGUCCAAUUAUAUUUCCUGGAAAAAAUGCACAAAAAUAUGUAUCCCUUUACUCAUUCGGCAGAAAAUUACAUCUUUUAAUUUUAUGCUCGAAGGAGGGACAUAAUUCGGUUUUAAUUGUGAGACUUUUUAAUGCUGUGAAAUGGCCGUUCAUAAAACGUCAUGUCUCUACAUUUACCAAUGUGGCAUGUAAAGUAAACAAUAUGGAUCAAAUCGAAUGCUAAAUUUUAUGAACCAUAUAUGGUCUCCUCUUAAUGUGUAGUUUUCCGUUCGCCGAAAAUGCAUGCCUUGUAGUUUGGAAACCCGGGAUCCAAGCGUGACGGCAGAGCGGGUUCAAAAUUAUUCGGGAAUUGGAAAAGUUUUUUAAAACUGAAUUAUAUCCCUCCAUCGAGUAUAAAAUUGGAAGAAGACUUAAUUUUCAACCGAAUGAGUGGAAAAUGGAUAUUUUUAUGCAUGUCUUCCGUGCAAUAUAAUUGAAUUUUUAAGGGAAUUGAAAAUCAAUGAGAAAAACGCAUGCUACUUAAGUAGUCAUUUUUUACAGAGUAUAGUUUAUGCAUGCAGCCGGAAUGAAGGUCUUUCGAAAGCCGGCAUCCUGGGGUAACUGAAUUAUUAUAGAAUUAUACUGCAGACUGCUUAGUUUUACAACCCCACUUAAUUAACGCAUUUCGGAAUUUCAGUUGACAUUUCAUGACUUAGCCCACUUGCUGUAUGUGUGGAGGAAGAACCUUACGACCCUCCCGCUUUACUCUGUAGGACAAAGUCCUGGAGACAGAGUUCGACGGCGAAGUGACGGAGCACUCGAUGCUGCAAGUCUGGCCUGUCCGAACUCCACGUCCGGUUGCGGAGAAGCUGCCCGCUAAUAACCCUCUCCUCACCGGUCAACGCAUCCUCGAUGCCCUCUUCCCGUGAGUGCAUGCGCCUUGCCGUUUAUUUUGUAACUCCAGCGGAGCCCCCCUUUUUGCUGACGCUGUCUGCCACCAUCUCUCCCUCCGUGAAUGUUUGAAGUCCCCUAAGAUUGACAUUGACACUCACCGACGUUUCCUGAUUACGACAAGCAAUCAGUACUCACUCGUAUCAUUCCCUCCUACCAUAUAUGGACGUAUUGUCAUACGAGACUCCCCCGCGGUUUUUAAUAUUUUCAUUAGCGUCCAAUCAGGGCGCGAGUCCGUCUAUCAGUUGUGGGGCGGCUGACUUGUGCUCGCUAAAUAGAGAUCCUACGCCCGGACUCCGAACCUUUUCAGGCCUGUCUGCCUGAAGAUCCCAACUGGGGGCCAAAAAUAUCGUUUUUGGUAAUAGUAGCGCUUUUCAGGGAGUGAGCUUGCUCGUCCGGCGCUUCCACGACUGACGGAUGGUCGAACGGCCUUCAGCAGAGGCUGGUUGCGAAAUAAGCAGGCUGUCGCGUCUGACAAAUUAGCAUCAGUUGUGAUCAACAUAAACACUGCUGCCAGUACGUAGAGGGCUGCGGUUUGGCAUUUUGACUGCUCUUCAGCUGCUUCCUGUCGCUUCAUAAGAGAGAUAACGAGUGAGAACAAUACAACAGAUUUGAAUUCGUGCAGAAAAUCGAUGCAGAAACAGCAAGGUUAGGGUUUUGGGCAAAGUUGGCUAAUCGAUAAAGUUAGUAACACAAACGCCGUAGGGGAAGAAAGUGAAAAAAGGGGAAACGUUAAAGAGCAAAAAAAUGAGGAGAGGGGGAAUCAUGGAGCUAGAGACUACCAUGGCAAUGUUAGGUUAACCACGUGCUCCAAUUGUUUACAAAGAUCUGGUUUCACUCGUCGUAUAUAGGCUGCCUCCAGGUAACGCAAUGUCCGAGUUGUUCGUGCCCUAACAAGUACUCGGAAGGAAGUUUUGGGGUCGACGGUGUGACUAGUAUUCUGCAGUCCUACUAAGCCACUUCCGAUUCUACGGGCAAAGGAUGCCCUGCCAAUGCACGCCACGUCAAAUUGUGUUUAUGAAUUCACAUGCACUUGCGGAUGCAAGUACAUUGGGCGAACGCAAAGGCAGUUGGCAGCCAGAUCCAUUGAGCACCUGCCCAAGUGGCUCCUAAGACAAGAAAAUAAGAUCCCGCGUUCAUCCAUUACGAAACACCUACUUGAUACUGGUCACACCGUCGACCCCAAAACUUCCUUCCGAGUACUUGUUCGGGCACGAACAACUCGGACAUUACGUUACCUGGAGGCAGCCUAUAUACGAUGAGUGAAACCAGAUCUUUGUAAACAAUUGGAGCACGUGGUUAACCUAACAUUGCCAUGGUAGCCUCUAGCUCCAUGAUUCCCCCUCUCCUCAUUUUUUUGCUCUUUAACGUUUCCCCUUUUUUCACUUUCUUCCCCUACGGCGUUUGUGUUACUAACUUUAUCGAUUAGCCAACUUUGCCCAAAACCCUAACCUUGCUGUUUCUGCAUCGAUUUUCUGCACGAAUUCAAAUCUGUUGUAUUGUUCUCACUCGUUAUCUCUCUUAUGAAGUGACAGGAAGCAGCUGAAGAGCAGUCGCGAAAUUUUUUGGUACCAAUAAAUCCUGCCGUUCUUGCCUACUUCAGCUUCGUACCGGGGACAAAAUGCUUCAAAUUUUGACUGUCUCAUAAAGUAGCAGUAAGCCAGGCGAUGGCACUCUGACACGGUACUUUGCACUUGUUCUUGAUACGGCUUCGAUCUUGCCUGAUCUAGCCGGCCUCGAUGAUGUCACGAACUGUACCUCUGCACGCGUGACGAUCCGCGACAGCAGAUCUGGACAGCCCAGCCCAUUCCCUUCGCCAACGACGUAGACCGAAUACCGAAGGUCCACGGACCACCUGCAUGUCUUGACGAACUGUGUCGAGCUAGGUUUUGAACUGACCCCCUCUUCGACGCUUCCAAUGGGGCAACGGUGCCAGAUCGAGGGCAGUAACACAAAGCCCCUGAGGUGGACGACGAAGAUCAUGCCCGAACCACCUCAGUCGUAUUUCUUGGAUGGCCUGAGUUAUCCUUGCAAUGUUGUCGCAGCGAGCGCGAACUAUCUCAUUUGAAACAAAGUCGGUGAAGGAUGGUCCUCAAGCAGUGGUGGUCAAAUACCUCCAGUUUUCGUUCGUCCUCCACGCGCAAAGCCCAGCAAUCACAACCGUAGAGAAGGACAGACCGGUCAGAUGCACGGUACACGCGAAUCUGACACGGUCACCGUGAACCGUCGUCAAAGAAGUGCGCCUGCCACGGUUCCUGCACCGAGGCGCCGGAGGCAACAGUUCCAAAAAGCCCUCCGAGAAACUUUUGGGGUCCAGCCUUUGCCAAAGUAUCUUAUAAAAAAUGUUCGAACACUGUAAUACGAUCCAUGCUGGGGCGUCUGCAGAAACGAAGGCGCUCAACAGCCCAGAUCCAACUGCGUGAGCAAAUAGUGUUUGAAAUGGACUACUCAAUUGAAACUGAGCUUUUAGUCUUGGGUGCAGAAUGCGCGAACCGUCCUCUACCCAACUUCUGACUUUAUGUGGUCUUCAACAUAGAUAUCUGUUGCUCGUUUGAGAAGUUCGGAUCUCGUUCUCAGGUGCCGGGAGUCAAAAGCAUCCCACCUGACCUCGCUAACAUACUCUCUCUCACACACUCGGAACAGGUGAACCAUGCGCCGCCAGCAUCCAGGAACUCACCCCAUCGACGGGACCAGUCAAUGUCAGGCCAGCUUGCGUAUGGCUUCGAAGGCGCUCUACUAACACGUUUGUCGUUUUUACCUACGCGCCGACAUCAACAGCCGACCAGCAUGGCUAACCCUCCAUCCACGCGCGCCAAAAGACUCACUUGCCGUGAUCUGCUGAUUGUGGCUAGUAAUUGGAACAAGUAAACUGCAUCAAUCGAUUCCUCAAACGGUCAUCUCAUAGGUCGCUGUGAACUUUGUUCUCGAUGUGAUAGUAGUGAUAGGUUACUGAACACCGCUGGCCGGAAAACUGACCUUUUGUCAGAACACGCGCUUCCGACAUCGCUGUAAAAAUGUGAUGGUCUGGCAUUCAAACGAUGAUCCUGCAGCCAACCAGCUUUGUAGUUGGAUGCAUGUUGCCAAAACUGGUCAAACCGACGGUUUAUAGGAAGGCAACGAACACCACACAGCUUCUCAGUUUUCACAGUAACCAUCCGGUGGCUCACAAACGAAGCUGUGUGAAGACGCUCUUCAAACGGAUCCAAACUCAUUGCAGCAAACCGGAGGACAGAGGACGUGGGGCCCGCUAUCUCCGCGACCAGUUUGUGCAAAAUGGCUAUCCGAGGGCAUUCAGUGAUGGUAGACUUGCGCAGUAUCUAUCGCACUCCCUCCUCCUCCUCUCCCACCUGGACUCGGAGUCAAGAAGACCGGAAGCGGGGGAGAAUACUGGUGGCUGGCACGGUCGAGUCCGCAUCUUGGCGUUCAAUUCCACACCCCUGGUCCACACAGCAAAUGACCAGGUUUUUGACGAACAACAACAAGGGGGGGGGGGACGCAACUUACGCCGGAAACCGGGUCUGCCACCCCAUUCUGAACUGUUGGCAUUUGUGCAGUUCGACAACGCCUGCCAGAAUCCCCCGUUUUGGUCCAGCACGUCUACCACGUGGUCCGUUUGGGGGGCGCGCAUACAAACGCACGCAUCUGAAUGUUCAUCUCUCAGUCGCGCCCAAAAUGCCUCGUGAAUGCUGCCUUGACCUCGUAAAAUUUUUCCAGCCCAGACAAAGCUCAGUACACUAAAUCGGGGGGCAGGUCCCAUUACAAUGAUCCGAAAACGUUAACAAGAGAUGACCGGGAGAAGUAUUAGUUCAAAGCUAUGACUCCUAUAGAGCAAGUCUCAAACGUCUGCUAGCCGGGUUGGUGUAACUGUCCGGCCCCCAAUGACUCCGUUCGUGACAUGAACAGCGAUUCACUUGCGGACAGUUCGGGCACUGGCGUGAGCUCGUCUUCUCGACCAACGUGUCCUGCAGAGCUGAUUUGCAUCCUUCUCCAUACUUCGUCCCUCCUUUCCACGAGGGAAUCAACACAAAGGCGCCCAUAGUGGACGAGUUUCGUGUCGACGCAGUGGCGCCUAGAUACAUGAGAGGACUAAACAAGCGCAGAACGAUGACAUAAUUCCUAAUGACUGGAGAUCUGUCAUCCUUGUAUCCGUCCUCAAGAGAGGAAGUAAGAGAAAUGUGAGACUCACCACAACAACGCUUUUUGUCAUCGUCGUUCUCGGGCAGCCUUAAAAUGUGCCCGACUCGAAUACGAGAUCCAACCGAACCGGGUUCUGAACUGAACAUGGGUGCGCCUAUCAGGUAUUCACACUGUGAGCGACUGACGACCACCCGUCCGCUUUGUUUAUUUCACCGGGACGUUCGAUUCCCGCCGCCGCGAGUCCCUGUCGCGGACAAUGGAGUUAGAUGGCGUGUCCGUAAAAAAAAAGCCAUCGCCAUAACCAAGGCCUACAAUGGUUUGCCUUCUGCGCGAGCUCUGAUCAACAGAGAUGCAUCCAAACCAUUCGAUAUUCACUCUGACGUUCGACAAGGUUGUAUUAUGUUGCUCCUUCUGUGAAACUGUGCCAUUGGUCGGAUUCUCUGAGAGGCGGUGUUGAAUUUGCACCCGAAAGCCGACCGACCGACUGACCUUGACUGCGUCAACAUUGUCACCCUGCUGGCGUCGAGCUCUAAUGACCUGUAGAAUGUGCUGUUGCGGAUGAAUAUGGUGGCUAAAUCAGUGCUCUCGAGUUACAUCACUGGCCAGGCGAGGAUACCUCCAGGAUUUAAUGGCUGCCAACUUGAAAAGUAGGCGGCUUCAUAUUCCUCAGGGCGAGGCUGUCGCUGUAUAGACAGAGUGAGGACGACAUCGUCUCACGAAUGGAUGCUGCUCAUGCGGUUUUCAAAAUUCUUGGAAUGUCUGUGAAUCUGACGUGAAAUCUCCAUCGCCACAAAGAUUCGCGUGUACCGUAUAUCUGUUGAGCUGUGCAUGAAAGAUGGGCGAAAACUGGGGAUAUUUGGAUGCAGUUGCCUGAGAACCAUCCUUAGAAUGGAGUACAUCGAAUUUACCCUGAACGUAAUAGUCCGCACUCGUUGCAGGAAGGCCAUCCAAGAAAGAUGACUAAGAUGCUAUAGUCGAAUUGGUCAGAUGUGGUUAUAUAACCCCACCUGAAGUAAACAAUCCCCAGCCAACCGUAAUACGGGACCGGUGGCAGUAGGAGUUUUUACAAGUGGGGCCGGGGAACGCACAGGCGACGAGGUCAAGCAGUUGUAUGCAAAACAAAAGCUAGUGGGAAUUGGCGGUUGUACUUUGAGUGGCUGAGAAAUAGUUACCCUAACUCCUAAACUUGACCGUUAACCACAACCCCUAGUUCUAACACAUAAUCCGAACCCCAACCCAAACAGUAUUGCAUCGUUCAGUUGGGGCUACAUAACUACAUCUUACUACCGCAUUCAUCGUUGACGCUGUCGCCUAGCUUCCGAUCUGAUUUUCAAAACACGCAGGUAACCCUGAACACAUCGGAAGUCCCUUUUGGCCGCUGGAAAGGGGGUAAGGGAAGUUACUCAGACUCGAUUCCGCCGUUCGUCAUGCCGAGGAAUAUGCAGGCGGUGACAUUAUCGAGACCGGCUAGUUCGGGGAUGAUCACAGCGGUAUCAGGUACUAGUAUGCGCAACGACGACGGCUAAUAAGCCAGAAAUGGCCAUUUCAAUCUCCCUUGUCUUAGUCGGCAACGCCGUUCUGCCUAUAUCAUGCGCCGCUAUGCGGCAGCUGGUUGGGCUCGAGAGAGAGCCCGUAAGGCACAACGGAACAAAUGAGUUCACUCUGGUCAGUCUCCCUUGUCUUAAUCGGUAAUGCCCGAGUGAGCAUAUGCCUACGGUAGUGCAAACGACAAGGUCGGAAAUCCGUCGGUCGUCAGAGAGAGACAGACACCGGGUACUGGACAUGCACAGCGGCAAUUUUUAUUUACACCUUUUCGAUGCUACUUUUCAGGCCGUAAAGGUAACAAAACUUCUGUCUACUUCCAAUACGCGUAAAUUGCGUUAGACCGAUCAUAUGGCCAUUAGACCAGAAUAGAAGGGAAGUCUUUCGUCCGGAAGUGUCCGUCAAGCGAGUAACUGAGUCUCUGUACUGUUGGUGGGUAGAGAAAACUGGGGGCAGACAGACAGCAAACAAAGGAUGCGGAAAUGGGUUUUUUAAAUAGUAAGUGACCAUGGAAGGAUGCCGAUAACAAUGUUUUAAAACAGCUGUCGAGACCGACUACCUGACGUACAGUAGAUGUGCUACCUCAAGAAAUGUUAACCGGAAUUCUGAAAUGCAUUUUCAAUCUGAAAAGAUUACUCAAGUAGGGCUGUCAUAUCAAUUACCGUGUCGUAUUACACCAACUUUAGGGUGUCGGCUUCCGAAUGAGCCACUUGUCGACCGUCUGCAUAAACUGCAUUCCGUAAAAAAACGACUGCUUAAGUAGCACGAAUUUCCCGCAUUGAUUUUCUAUGCCCUUGUGAAUAUAUUUUAUAGAAAACAUGCAUAAUAAUAUUCCUUCUGUUACCCAUUUAGUAGCGAAUUACGUCCUCUUAAGAGUUCAUCAACUCCCCAUCCUGUCGGACCUGCUCAGCUCGAUCCGUCAUAAUUUAACCCGAUCCUAGGUCCUCUGUUCUGAGCGUCCAUCCACCUUUUUGAUCUCUUGGUAGGCAACUGAGAUCAACCCUCUCUGUUUUAGGUGUGUCCAAGGCGGUACUACAGCCAUUCCUGGAGCGUUUGGUUGCGGCAAGACAGUCAUCUCUCAGUCACUCUCCAAGUACUCCAACUCCGAUGUAAUCAUUUACGUGGGAUGCGGGGAACGUGGCAACGAGAUGUCUGAGGUUCUGCGUGAUUUCCCGGAGGUACGUUGAUUACUCGGUAUUCUACGUACUGUUCUAUUCUAUCCCGUACAGCAUCGAUCGGUGUCACAAAGUGUCGGUUUCUGCCCGUCCGUCGCUCGUGCGGCCGUUUGUGUUCAAGUCCAUACUGCGCAUAUGUUCACUCGUAGACCAUGUAGACUUUAGGAGGUUAAAUUUUAAUUUGUGAGCGUUGUGCACAGUAGAUGACGUAUCUCAUGAAUCAACUUUUGAAAUAUGGUCUCGAUCAGGUAGGAUUACUUAGGUGGGGUUGUAUUAUUGAUUCCCAUGAAGCAUCAUCCCACGAUAUUUUAGUCAUGCCAGGGUGCCAACCUUUUGAACACAUGCCUUUCUAGGCAGAAUAGCAUUAUCGACAAGGACAGGGGAGACUGGAUUGGCCAUUUCUGGCCUGUCCGCCGUCAUUGGCCAGCCCCGAGGUAUGCAACUCGCAACCCGUUGGUUAAAAGUCCAACGCCCUAGCCAUUGAGUCAGGGGCUCGUUGCCCCGUCGGUUGCGAUGGGGUAUAUGAACCACUGUAGAGAGGCGCUCACCGAUUGCGUUCCAGUCUCUCUUGUCUAUGUCGAUAAUGCCAUUCUGCCUUUAUUACUUUCCCGUUGCGCCUUUGGGCCCCCUGAGCUCUACCAGCAGCCGCACAGAGGAGCCUAAUAUAGGUAGAGUAGUAUUACCGACAAGGCGGUCUCCGUGGUCUUUGUCGGUAAUACUAUUCUACCUAUAUUAUGCGCCGCUGUGCGGAUGUUGGCGGGGCUCGAGAGGGAGAAAGCUCCAAGGCACACAACGGGACGAGUGAGUUCCAUAGCGCGAUCAGUGCGCCCCCCCCCCAUCCCACCCCUACAACACGUCUUUUUGUCCCUCUGUUCAAGUCACACCCCCGCUAAUAAUGAAUACUUAUAAAGUAUUGACUCCCUGUAUUGAUUUUCGAUGCCCUUCUAUACCCAACUCUGUUUUUAAAAAGGCAUGUACGAAAAAUAUCCCUUCUUAUACUCAUUUUGCAGUUAAUCACGUCUCCAACAAAAUGUAUUCUUGAGGAGUGUUUUUUUGUUCCAAGACUUUUUAUUUCCUGGAUAAUCUUGAAUUCCACCUGCGUUUAAGGUUUUCAGACCAUUUAAGAAAAUCAUACAUUUUAUACUAUUGAGGGGGUACCACACACGGUUCAUACAAGUAUCGCAUUGAAUACGAACUUCAUACAUCUUACAUGAAGCAUUAAUAAGCGCGCAGACGCAAUGCUAUUUUAGUAGACAUUUCACAGUCUUUAUAAGUCUCUUGAUUGCAAACUUUUUAAAACUUAAGGAUACCGCCUCUUUGGGCAAAAAAUCUGAAAAAGACGUAGUUCACCGCAAAAUGCGUGCAAACUUCGAUAUUUUUGUUCAUGACUUCUACAAAAUAUGUUUGAAUUCAUAAGGACGUCGAAAAUCAGCGAAAAGAGCAUACCUUGCAAGUUGUCGUUCGUUUUUUAAUAAGUGUAAUUUUCACAGGCGACAGGAAAGCCAACUUUCAAAAAUCAACACCCUGGCGUGACUGAAAUACCUCGGAAUUAUGCUACAUGAUAAGCAAUUUUACAACUCCGCCCAAGUAGUUCUUUAUAACUGACGUCAGAAUUUUAGUUAAGGUUUAAUGAGAUACGUCACCCACUGUACGCCAAGUAACUGUGGAUUAAAAUAAACAGGCAGGGCACAGAAAUCAACAAUCUGCUCUUAACAAUGACCUUAAAUAUCCGUUUAGAGAGAAUUAGCGUCCCCCAGAGGCGAGGUCUCCCCCCUGAUAGCAGUUAAAGUGAUUGCCAAAAGACACAUACAACGUCAUCCACAACACGACUGGUAACUUCUCCCGUCGCGUGAAGGCGCGCCAAAAGUCGCCAUGUGGUGACUUAACGCCUGACGAGCCAACUCUUCUCACCUUCAGUGUGAGGGUCCUCAUAGCCGUUCUCUGAGACCUAAUUUUAAAGUCAACUUUGUGUGUGGUGGGUCAGCAUGUGCGUGGCCCGCGUAGACGUGAAUUUCGCCACGACAGUCACUACUUCCACGGACCUCCUCAGUUGUCUUGACUUUGUCUUCUCAUCCAAUUGUGACUAGCGUGGAAAGAGGGCUCGAAAGUGUCGCACGCCAAACCCUAAUUUACUCGCAAGUCACAACUGCAAGGCAGUGGUCCUCGUCACUUACAAAUUAACUAUCAUCUGUUACUGAGAAAAAAAAUUUUGACGACUGUCAGUCUAAUCUGGCGCGGCCAUUUCGCCUCAGUUGCCGUAUUAUACUCUUUAAUUUUUCACUAUUAUCAUUGCCACCGUCAUUACUACUAUGUGCUAUUGCUGUUACCACCUACUACUACCACUGCUACUACUAUUACUACUACUACUACUACUACUACUACUACUACUACUACUACUACUACUACUACUACUACUACUACUAUUACUACUACUACUACUACUACUACUACUAAUACUGCUAUUACCACCACUAUUUUCCUCAUCAUCACUACCAUCAUAGUCAUCAUCGCAACCACAAAUGCCGUCUUUAAAUUCUUAACCACAACCACCUGAGCCUUCCACGUACCCAUAGGAUGCUCUCAUCUUCGCCUGCCCGACUGGAAAGUGCAUCAUUUCGAAAAUCCUACUAUCCAGUUCACUCAACAAUGGGCAAAUCACCUGCUCCCACGCUGUCUGACCCUAACGCGGGUCAUAACUGAUGUAGGGCUCAGCGCAGCCCCUGUGACAUCUUCAUCCACUGACGCCGCUUUCUACUAGUAUCGCCGACCAAAAAUUAGUCCCUGAAACCAGCAGUAGCUGAGGCCUGAGAAUGGGAAGGGAGAGUGAGUUCGACGACUCAGCGCGCUUUCCUCACCACCGACAAUCUGACGCGCUUGAAGCUAUCACAGUGCGCUGAAAGCCGUGGCUUUGAAGGUUGCCAACGGACGAUUCAAUGUAGACCUCUCAGUCAGUCCGGUCUGUGUUGGUGUGGAGUGACGGUGCUGACGGACUGAGGGUCAGGCUUCAGUGGCAUCUAUGGCGCUCCCAUUCCGUAGGAUCCGAGCCAGGUGUGAUUGCACGCCUAGGAGCAGCUCCUGCCGUGUCAUCCACCUACGGUCUUCUUGACUAUGCCUUGACUCCGGGCCCAGGUGGGAGAGGAAGUGGAAAGUGUGGUUGAUUCUGUGCCGGUCUACUAUAACUAUAAACUAAUUCACGCACAAGUCACUGUCCCUGUUCUCACCGUGCUGUGGUGCGCGAGGUGGGCAUCGUCAAAAUCAACUGUUGAACUGUCAACCCCUAAGACUGUCCUCCCGAUCGUCGUCCAUCUGCGGUCCAAGCACUACAUCAGGGCCCAGCUCAGAAGCCCUGUCGUCCACCUCGGUCGUUUUACCUUGGUCGCAGACGCAUUCCAUUUUCCUAACUGCUGGUUGCGGGACCCUUCGCAUUCUAAAGCCUCCGUGUACGCAUUUUCCAGUUUUUAACGCCCUCUUAAAACAUUCUUUUUUUUCCUAAAUUAGUUGACGGUGGAGGUGAACGGAAAGCAGGAGAGCAUCAUGAAACGCACGGCUCUGGUUGCCAACACCUCCAACAUGCCCGUGGCUGCACGCGAGGCCUCCAUCUACACGGGCAUCACCCUGUCCGAGUACUUCCGUGACAUGGGCUACAAUGUGGCCAUGAUGGCUGACUCUACCAGUCGAUGGGCUGAGGCCUUGCGUGAGAUCUCCGGUCGUCUGGCUGAAAUGCCUGCCGACUCCGGCUAUCCGGCCUACCUCGCUGCGCGUCUAGCUAGGUGAGUCUCAUUCAGCCUCGCCUUCACUUUGGUGUUGCCUUGCCAACCGCCCUUGGCAUGUCCACAGUCAUCGUCAUUGUCCCCACUGGCAGUUUGACCGUCGUUUCCGACGAUGUCCACUGUGUGCUCCAUGGCAAAGUGACAGCGGAGACGGUGGCUCACUAGAUUAUAAUAGUGGUAGACUUGCGCAGCUUCUACCGCACUCUCCCUCACCUGGGUCCAGUGUCAAGAAGACCGGAGGCGGGAGACAGCGCAGGUGGCGCACUUAGUCGUACCACCACACCCAUGGUCCACAAUACACAUUGACCAGGAGGUGACAGAGAUCCCAAUUGGCGCGGCAUGAGCCUGCACCUCGGCGUGUCAUUGCAUCCAUUAUGCCAGCACUUGCUAUGCGUUAGCACUCUCAAUAACGCCUGCCGUAUUCUGGUGUAGCCCUCAUGUUGGUCCAGCGCAUCUGUCGCGUGGUUCGUUUUAGGGACAAAAUCGUCACUUCACCACCAUCACCAUCACAACCACCACCACCACUGGCACCAGCACCACCAUUAUCCUCACUCUGAGUUACUUGACUUUCUCAAUGGGAAUACUUUCACAAGCCUGUGCUCCAGGGAGAAAAGUUCAAAAUCUAUGUCGUAAUUAACAUUGGUGCAAACAGAUUGUGCAUUUAAAACCUUUUAGGUAAGUUUGAGCGCACUUUUGACGGGCAUUGGUGAAUGUGGAUUAUGCGAUUUCGCUACACCGAAGAUCACGGGGUGAUAUAGGGGAAUUCGCACCAUGCUCGAAAAGAAAGUUUCGCCUCCGCCAACUCGUCCUGCGGAAGUUAGCCAGAGAACCGCUUGACCGAAAAUGAAAAAGACGACUCAAGCUGUGCGGAGUCAGAGGGGAACGCAGAUGCCGAAUGUCCGUAAGCGUCCGCUAUGCUAGGAUCAGCAGACCAUGGCACUUUCAGCCUGUUAUGCGCUGACCGUUCUCUGACACCUGGUUCCCUGUCGGUAGAUGCGCAUGCGCUCCCGCAUGCGUGCUUGACUGCCCAGCCAUCAUCCUCGUUAUGACCCCUCGUGGUGUUGUUGGUUUAAAUCCUGGUCAAGUGUUGUAUGGACCAGGGGAUGUGGAGUGGAGCGCCAAGGUGCGGGCUCGGCCGCGCCAUCCACCUGCGCCCUUCCCCCCGCCUCCGGUCUUCUUGACUCGGCCUUGAUACCGGGGAAGGGGGAGAGAGUGUGGUAGAUGCUGCGGAAAUUUUUAUUCACUCUAAACUAAUUCACGCGCAAGUCACCGUGCCUGCUUCACCUUGCUGUGGAGCCCACGGUGGAAAUCGUCGGAUUUGACGGCCGAACUGUCAGUUGACGAACCUUAUUAAACAGAAGCCAGCAGUCAAAGCCUGCCUAGGAAGGAUUCCAAAUAGCUUCUGCGCAGUCCCACCCAGUGUAAACAGGCUGAACAGACUUUUGGUUAUUCAGCAAUAGACUAUCUCUCCAUUACCGUGCUGAAACAUGGUCUAAGUACGUGGACAUGAUGAACACCUUUGGUGGGAUGCCCCAUCGAAAUCUCACUGGCGUACUUGACUUCUUAAAUAGGGAGACACGAUCGCUGGGACAAGAGCUUUAUUAGCCUGACGUUUCGGAUUCCUGCUCGAACCCAUCAUCAGAGACAAAAGCAGAUACGGGUGGUUCGUGCACAAGGGGCUUGGCUUGUACUUGACUUCUAGACGCCACCGCCGCGGCCGUGUCAGACAGUUGAAGACUGCUCGUAGCCACAGCUGACGCACAAGCCGUGGCUGGUCCGGCCGUUCAUAGCUUUCACUGGUGGCAUUCCAAGUGGAUAAGAUGGGGUGAAAGGGGGUGAGGUAAGCCGUCACACCACUCAACGCCUCCACAACAGGACACAUCGACGCAGCUCCGCAGCCACCACACCAGGACGUCGUGAAAUGCAAAGCGAUUUACUUAACAAAGCUGAAAGCCUUUACUCACGAGGGGUGUCGUUUCCUUGGCAGAAUUCCAAAUCUUCUUGGUCUGACAUGCAAGAUCAGCACAGUUAGCACCGUAUCAAACGCUUUUAAGAGCCCACUCUAUGACGUACUCAACUGGGGUAGGCGAUGUGGUCUGGCAAAGUAUCAGAUGGUUAUGAGAGGUUGUCGUGGUCGGUAACGCAGGUGGGGGCUUCGAUCUAAUUAUACUUGAGAGAAUUUACACAGUCUUUCAUUGACUGCUUUCCUAUUAAAGCCACAGCUACUUCGAUUUCUCCCCGAGGGACUUUCUUAGUAGUGAGCAUUUAUCACCCAUUCGCGUUUUUGUGUAUAUGUAUACGGGUACUUUAUGCUCAUUCGUAGCACGUACGUUUGUGUGUGCCUUCGUGUUUCGUAUGCCCCUAAAAUGGACCACGUGGUAGAUGCGAUAAACCAACACGGGGGCGGGGGGCUAGUUUGGGGUCCAGCAGGCGUUAUGGGGAACGCGCACCCGUAACAAAUACAAACAGUUAUGGUGUGUUGGCGCGCCCAGCCGCAUGCUCAUGCCGCGCCAACCAGAAUUGAACCCGCCCUACCCUUUUUCUCUUGUCGUGUAAAAUCCUGAACAUUGCACGUUGGAACCAGGGGAUAUGGUGGUGCGCCUAGGUGCGGGUUCUCGCCGCACUAGCCAUCUGCGCCCUCUCCCACCUCCAGCCUUCUUGACUCUGCCUGGACACCAUACCUAGGUUGGGGAGGGGGGAGAGUGCGAUAGGUGCUGCACAAGUCCGAUAUCGCUUUAAGCCAACUCACCGUCCAUGCUUUCACCCUGCUUUGGAGCGCGGGGUGGACGUCGUCGGUCGGCCUGUCGUCGUGUUUACGAGCUGUGUUCGUCCUCGUGACUGCAGGCCACGCAAGCUCGUGACUGUUGGCCAGUCCGAAUAAUAACAGCACCUCUGACCCCUGCUCGAUGACCUCUGUUGGAGUGUGUUUGCGCGAUCUACCUUUUUUUCUUCCGGCAUGCCGAUGAGCGUGUUGUCACUAGCCAGGUUGGGUUGCAUUCACAGCUCUCUGAUACUCACUUGGCUGAUUUAGGCUUUUCAAAUUGAGCAGCAGUGCUUCGGCUGGUUUGGUCACCCAGUCGACGUUUUAGUGACAAGAACCGAACUGACCCCACAAAACUUCUUAAAGACGGAAAUUCCGUGCAAGACGGCAUAAAUCCUUCGGUCGACUGCCAGGAUCUUUCUCUACUCCUGAUCGUCCUUGGCCGGCCGCUUUUGGCCAAAGUAGACGGUGUAUCCCGUCCGUUUUACGGACACCCUCGAACCAACUUCACCGUGUGCAUUGUUGGCACCUAUUAUUUGCGCUGAAACGUUUACGAUGUUGUCCUUGUUUUAGCUCGGAAUGAAAACGUUCCACUAGCUGAUUGCGCAGGCGAUUCGAUAGAUUCUCGCCAUGGUCCUACCGAAGGUACUAUUCACCACUUUUUACAGUGAUCACGCACAGCUACAGUAGAUGUGCUAACUCAUGAAAUGACCGAAAUUCUGAAAUACGUUUUCGACUUUAAAAGGAUUACUUAAGUAGGGUUUUAAAACUUAUCAUCGUGCAGCAUAAUUCUAUAAUAAUUCAGGACAGGAUGGUAGUUGGUGGCCCUGCCCACUGAUUCUACAAUUGUACCUACUGGCUCGAUUUCGGUAUCUGUGAUAACGUUCUCAUUAUGUCUGGGGGGUGCACGCGCAGAGGCCCUGUCAGGAUGACUUUCUUCUUUACUUUAACCGCCCCGAGAACGAGGCGCUGCAAGACUGUCUAUAUAGACUAAUUGUAUUGCAUCCCCACGCGGAAAGCUUUAGUAAAAGGCGAAAGAUUUAUCCUAAACGGAUUAUGAUUCAUCAUGCUUCCCAUUAUGCUUCUAGUUGCAUGUGCGCACAGUAUUACCUGCAUCAGAUUAAUUGCAUAGGUACUAUCCUAGGAGGAUUGGCGCGGGUCUCCGUUUCGUCGGUUUGCCUGCAUCCUUGGGUCUUUUUACUCCAGACCUCCAGUAGAGUCCGGUGCGAUAGUGUACGAAAGGACAACCGACGCUCAGUUAGGGUGUCUACCGAUACUCCAUCCACUGCAUUAGUCGUAUUGACAGAGUGUUGCCCUCCACCCCCGCCUUUACGAACAGCCCGGUUGUAUUUGGUCGCAGGGGUUUGGCUGAAAACUGUGACGCCUUGUAAACACCGCCAUGACCAGUUAGCGAUCCUUUCCUGCACUUCCAGUUUAAGGCACUAGGACACCCCCCGGGCGCCUCGACAAUGCUGGGCUUGAACUAAGCGCACUUCACCUACCACAUCGCGCACUACCUCUUGGGUUCAGACUACAGCAGCAAUGCGUCUCAUACGUCAGUCAGACCCGAAGUGUUCACCUUCCUCGCAUUUUUCACCUUAUUUAAAUUAGGUUUCCACUUUAUCAGGAUCGUCCAUUCCAGGCAUUCCCUACAAGCGCCAUUUACGCCUCCACUCAUUUACCCCACCCGUAUAGCCCCUAUUACCACCGGUCCCGUAAGUCAGGUAGCUGGGAGUUUUCGGUACCGGGAGGGCUACCAACUACCAUCUAACCUAAUUCAGUUACCUUGAGAUACUGGCUUUUGAACGAAUUUCUUUCCGGCCUCCCGUAGAGACUACACUUAGUAAGAAAAAUUGGCUACUUAACUAGUAUGAAUUUCCUCACUGAUUUUUGACGCCCUUAUACAUUGAAAUGUAUUUCAUAGAAAACAUGUGAUAAAAUAUUAAUUCUUCCAUUCAUUUGGUGGGAAUUUACGUCUUCUGCUAGGUUUAUUUCUGACGGCAGGUCAUAAUUUAGCUUCAAAAAAAGUUUCUUAUUACGACAUUUUAAGACCAUGAAGGACCCCUCCUUAAAACAUCGUAUUUCUGCAUUUAUUAACGUUGCUUCUAAAGUUUACAAUACGGUUCAGAUCCACUGCUAGAUUUUAGGAACCCCCAGCAGUCUCCUCCUAAUGGCAUAGACGAAUGUAUGAUCUUCUGCACACAGAGAAUAUACAACUUCUACUUUGGAAGUCGCGAAUUCAAAUGUAAAAGCAGGCGAAGCCCAAAAUUAUUCGGGAACUGGGGAAGUUUUUUAAAAUUUACUCACACCCUCCCGUCAAGUAUAAAAUUGACAGAAGACUUAGUUUGCUACUAGAAGGGGGAAAAGAAUAAAUAGUUGUAUACACGUUUUCUGUGAAAUACAUUUUAAUUUGUAAGGGCAUUAAAAAUCACUGAGAAAAUCCAUGCUAAUUAUGUAAUCAUUUUUAAAGAGUGUAGUCUUUGCAGGCGACUGAAAGAAGUUCGGUAAUUAAUAUUGCCAACCUUACUUAAGUUAUCGUUUGGGGUCGAAAACGCAUUUCAGUCAACAUUUCAUAAGUUGGCACAUCUAUGGGUACGUUUUUGGAUCUUAUGCACUAGAUAAUGACCUGGAACGUCCUCUAGUUAUUUCGAAUCUUUCCUGCCUUUCGGUUAAUUAGCACUGCUGAAUAUGUGCAGCACUGCCUUAGAUGCAUCCUUAUGUCUGCUCCCACGGUAACAGUUAGUUGGACUAAUGGCUUUUUUAAAAGUCCUAGAAACCAGCGUGUCAGAAUUAACUCUUUCUCAGCAGUAAUGACGUAAACGACCCUGCUCCUAUGGGGCAUAGCAUUUGCCGGGACGCCAGACAUCCAUUUAUUUCUCAGUUUCUGCAAGCUGGACUACUAAAAUGUGCUCACUUCUGCUGAACAAGAAGAAGAUUUGGAAUAAACACACCAAGGCAUUCGCCCGUCUAUUCUGCAAAGAUAUUUCCAUAUUAACCGAGACAGGUUUAUGCAAAUAAGAAUUCGGAAGAAUUGAAAAUGUACUUAUUCCUGCCUCCUUGGUUUUUGAAAACCGACAAGACAACCUGACUGGGUACUGCACCCAUUGGUGAUACUACUUGACAUUUAAUCAAAUUUGAAGUGUUAAAAAUAGGAAUUACAGGAACAUCCAAGGGACCUGCUUAGUGCGUGAUCACCCUGCGUUAGUAAACGCCUUGAGAGGCUACCUGACCUACAACGUGACCUACACAUUUAAAUUCUCUCGGGACGCCUCGAACCAACUAACCUGGCCUUUAUUUGGUACGCCGACAUCCGAGGACUAAGCUGAGCACUCAACCAGAUGGAUUUAUGUUACCCUUCUCCGGCCCCCCGACUUGAAACGAAGGUGCCCGCGGAAUAGUGGAAUACUAUACAGAAGAUGUGCAAACUCAUGAAAUGUUAGCCGAAAUUCUGAAAUGCGUUUUCGGCGCGAAAAGGUUGUAAUAUUAAUUAGCGUGCAGCAUAACCUCAAGAUAUUUCAGUUACUUCGGGAUGCCGACUUCCGAAUAAGCUCCUUUCCGGCCGCCUAUAAAAACUGCAAUGUAAAAAUGACUACUUAAGUAGCAUGAUUUUUCUCAUUAAUUUUCGAUGCCCCUAUAAAUUCAAGUAUAUUUCACAGAAAACGUGCAUAAACAUAUUCAUUCUUUCAUACAUUUGGUAGAAAAUUAAGUCUUGAAGGAAGGCUGCAAUUUAGUUUUAAAAAGUUUCUAAUUAUGAGAUUUUUCAUGAUCAUAGAAUGCCCGUCCUUGAAACGCCGUGUCGUCGCAUUUACUAAUAUUGCUUAUAAAGUUUACAAUAUGGCCCAAAUCCACUGCAAAAUUGUACAAACCUCACACAGUCUCAUCAUUAUACCGUAUAGUAAUGUAUGAUUUUCCGUACACGGAAAGUACGCAGCUUGUAGUUUCGAAACCCUGAAUACAAGUGUAACGGCAGGUCGGGUUCAAACUUAUUCGGGAAUUGGAGUUUCUUAAAACCGAAUUAUGCCCUUCCCUCAGGUAUAAGGUUUGAAGAAGACAUAAUUUGCUACUAAAUGAGUAAAAUAAUGAUUUUUAUGCUUGUUUUCUAUAAAAAAUAUUCAAAUUUACAGGGGCAUCGAAAAUUAAUGAGAAAAAAUCAUGCUUCUGAAGCAGUCAUUUUUUGCAGAGUGUAAUUUUCACAGGCGGCUGGAACGAAAUUCGUUCAAAGGCCGACAUCCUGAAGUAGCUGAAUCAUCUUGGGAUUAUACUUAACGGUAGUUAGUAUUAUAACCCUGCUUAAGUAAUCUUUUUUGACUCGAAGACGUAUCUCAGAAUUUCGGUUAACGUUCCAUGAGUUAGCACAUCUACUAUAGGCGUACUGACUGUACUAGAGGAAAAUUCGUCAAAAACGCACGUCUACCGAGUCCUUUUCUGAAUUUUCUUUGUCAUCAACUGCGUUUUGGCGCUCGUCAUUGUAAGGCAGUCUUCCCUGACCACAUGAGGCCCGUCAGGUGGCAGGUUUAGACGCCCGCAGCCCUAGCUAAGGUGCUACCAAGCAGUACUUUGGCCCACUGUGAACGGUUGUUGGAUCGUUUCCAGGUUUGGCGAUUUUGGUAAGUCUCUUGAGGAAAUCGUGCGCCGGAAUGGUUACUACGAGCAACCUUGACAAGCAAGUCACUUCAGUGUUUAUCUUGGAUUGCUCUAAUCAAACUGCAUUCCUGUCCUACCUAACAACUAAGAAAGCACAUUACGAGUCCGAUGCUCCACCACGUUUCCGACUUAUAGCGGCGUACAUAGGCUCGUUCUCGCCGUUUUUAAUCUGUCUGACUUUUCCUGAAAGCUGAAAGAAAGCCAGAAGUCGGAUUUGCGAACUUCGAAAGUGUCAUUUUGUUUAAAGUUCGACGUCCUUGCCUGUUCAGCAUGUGGACCUCCAUUUUCGACCUGCGUUUGAGGAAGCAAAACUCUCGGAGCGGAUUGUCCUCCGGGCAUUCUGCGACCUUAACCUCUUUUUUCUUGCGUUCAACCGGUUUUUUUUUGUUGAUGGCCGUUUUUCAGAAGAAUCGCAAUCCACAAUGGCACUUUAGCCAGUGAAAGGCUAAAACACUGAAGUCUUGAGUACCAGAAUGUAUUUGUGUUAAAAUAUAUAUAUAUAUAUAUAUAUAUAUAUAUAUACUGACGGCCAUCGCACAAUCACGUGACCUUGGCCAUCGUCGGUCACAGAAUGUAGCUUCGCGUGGCUCAGCGCCAGAAGUAGCCACUCCAGUCUCCUCUCCAUCUCCGUCGGGAAAUCGCCUGGCUGCUCGGCAUGGGAGAUUACAGCUCGCAUAAUUUAGCAAGAGCGACCGGAAGGCGCGUGGAGUAGGGGGAAGGGGAGAAGAAAUUUAAACGCCGUUCAAGUACUCUGCCCAUCGAUGAAAAUAGUCAGGUCAGAGGCGCUUGGGUGACAGUCUGUCGGCAGCGGCGGCGGCGGCGGCGGCGGCGGCGGCGGCGGCGGAGACAUGAGUCAUGCACACCAGCGGCCGGCAAAGCGGAGAUCCAUCGUCUUCCCACACCCUCACAGCCGCUUUACGUUUCCUUAGUCCGAGCGGUUUUACGCUGAGUCUAAUCUUUGGGCGCUAGUGCUCCCCGGCAUGUCCAAUUUCCAGUUCAAAAGCCGGACUAAGCUAUUUCUGAUAGGGUAUGGGACAGUUCUUGGUUUCGACAGAGAACGUCGUCGUCAUCAUCUUCAUCUGAUUUCCGACGCACCGGUGCUCGCACGGUGUGCGCGGUUGCCUAUUCGGUGUUGGAGCAAGUUCCUUUUUGUUGACAAAGAUAAUUCGAAGGACGCUAUUGUCGUGUGUCACUUAAGUUCAGUUCAAAGGUCGGCGCCGCACACAAUCAUGCUACUCAUAUAGGAGUGGCAAGUCAUAUUCUCUGCAGUCAGUGUCGUUGAAGCUGAUGUGUCAAUAGGCCGGCCAAUCAUAAACCGUCUUUUAUUCGUGAGACUUCUUAGGGCUUUUGAGUACAGGUGAUUCCCCAGCAGUCGCUCAAACUUCUUGUUCGAGGUUGUCUCUGGGCCUAAUUGCAAAGCAGCGGUUGCAUUCAAACUUAUUUAGCGGCAGUUCACGGUCGCCGUUUUGCAAUGCCGUCGUAGGGUUUUGAGGCGUUUUGUGAGGAAACUGACCUACGCUGGAUGCCGUUUCGCCACCCGUGGACGCGCAGCUGGACAAACGAGUAACCCGUCUUCCCGGAUCGAGUUCUUCAGAUGCGCAUUGCCGCGGAUCACCACGCGUGGAGAGUGUGAUCCGCAACAUCAUGGAAGCCGGCUAGAUCAGAUAUGAUCACAGCUGCGCCGAAUUCAAAUAAGUAUCGUAGACUGAUACGUGUCCUGCAUCUAGAUCAAGGCGCAGAACGGAGGUAGACAGUAACGAGUAGCCUGUCGCCCUUGUUCCUGAUUUAAAGCUAACCUCGAAGUGAGCGAAAUCUGGCGCCAUAAUCACAUUUUGCAGUCAAGUUGGCCUCGGUCUCCAGACUUCAUGAGAAUUCUUUGCUACUGCAGUAUGUUUUCUGAUUGCACGUGGUCUGUCCUCCCUUUUUCAGUUUCUACGAGCGGGCUGGCCGAGUUCGCUGUCUGGGUCGUCCCGAGCCGCGUGAAGGUUCUGUGACCAUUGUCGGCGCUGUCUCCCCGCCCGGUGGUGACUUCUCGGACCCAGUCACUUCGGCCACUCUGAGCAUUGUUCAGGUGGGUGCCUCAGCGGGCCUGCAACUCCUCCUCCUCCUCCUUCCUAUCUUUCUCCCUUCUCUCCUUCCUCCUCCACUUCUUCCUCUUCUUUCUUCUUAUUCUUCUCCCUCUUCCCCCUCUAUUUCCUCUUCCUUCUUCUUCUCCUUCCUCUUCCUUCUUCUUCUUCUUCUUCAUCUCCUUCCUCCUCCUCUUCUUCCUCUUCUUAUUCUUCUUCCUCUUCCCCCUUCUCCUUCCUCUUCCUUCUUCUUCUUCUUCUUCUUCUUCUUCUUCUUCUUCUUCUUCUUCUUCUUCUUCUUCUUCUUCUUCUUCUCGUCUUCUUCCUCCUCUUCUUCCUGUUCCUUCUUAUUCUUCUUCUCCCUCUUCCCCCUUCUCCUUCCUCUUCCUUCUUCUUCUCCUUCCUCUUCCUUCUUCCUCCUCUUCUUCUUCUUCUUCUUCCUCCUCUUCCUUCUUAUUCUUCUUCCUCUUCCUCCUCCUUCUUCCUAUCUUUCUCUCCUCUCUCCUUCCUCCUUUUCUUCCUCUUCUUUCUUCUUAUUCUUCUCCCUCUUCCCCCUUCUCCUUCUUCUUCUCCUUCCUCUUCCUUCUUCUUCUUCUUCUUCUUCAUCUUCUUCCUCCUCUUCUUCCUCUUCUUCUUAUUCUUCUCCCUCUUCCCCCUUCUCCUUCCUCCUUCUUCUUCUUCUUCUUCUUCAUCUUCUUCCUCCUCCUUUUCUUCCUCUUCCUUCUUCCUCUUCUUCUCCUUCUUCCUUCUUUUCUUCCUCUUCCUUCUUCUUCUUCUUCCUCUUCCUUCUUCUUCUUCUUCCUCUUCUUCUUCUUCUUCUUUUUCGCCUUUUUCUCCUUCUUCCUCCUCUUCCUUCUUCUUCUUCUUCUUCUUCCUCCUCUUCUUCUUCCUCAUCCUUCUUUUUCUUUUUCCUCUUCCUUCGUCUUCUUCUACUACUGCUACUACCACUUCUACCAAUACAAAUGCACUGAAAGAUACAGUGCGUGACCGAUCUCGUGAAAUGUUUGCCAAAAUUCUGAAAUGCGUUUUCGAUUAGGAAGGAUUACUUAGGUGGGGUUGUAAUAUUCAUCAUCAUGAAUCAUAACCCUGUAACAUUUCGGACUCGCCAGGAUGUCCACUUUUGAAUGCACUUCUUUUCGACCUCCUGCAGAAACUACACUCGGCAAGCAAUGACUACUCAAGUCGUUUGCAUUUUUCACGCUGCUUUUCGAUGGUCUUAUAAAUUCAAAUACAUUUUAUAGAAAAAAUGCACAAAGGUAUACCUUCUUUCACUCAUUUGGUAGAAAAUCACAUUUCACGUUUUGUGCCCAAUAAAGUGUAUAUUUAGGUCUUGGAAAAGUUUCCCAAUUCCCGAAUUACUUUGAGCCAGAUCAGCCGUCGCAUUAGCGUUUAGCGAUUUCAGUCUGCAAGGUGUGUGCUUUCUGCGUAGGGAAAAUCAUAUAUUUCUCUAUGUCUUUAAGAGGAUACCAUACAGAAUUCAUAAAAUCUUGCAAUGGAUGCGGACUAUGUUGUACAUUUCAUGAGAAGCAUUGGCAAAUGGACAUGUGCUAUGCUGUAUGUAUGGACAUCGCACGGUCUUAAAGACCUCUAAUUAGAAACCGUUUUGAAACCGAAAAAUAAAAUGUGAAGACAGUGUGAUCUCUUACCAAACGAGUAAAAGGAAGCAUAUUUUUGUGCAUGUUUUCCAUAAAAUAUAUUUAAAUUUAUAAGACCAUUGGAAAUCAAUGUGAAAAAUGCGUGCUACUUAAGUAGUUAUUUUUUACCGGUAGUGGUUUCUGCAGAAGUGCAUUUAAAAAAACCGACGUCCUGUCGAGUUCAAAAUUCUAUAGGACUAUGGCGCAUGGUAAGCAAUAUUACAACCCUACGUAAUUAAUCCUUCCUAAUGGAAAACGCAUUUAAGAAUUUCGGCCAACAUUUUAUGAGAUCGUUCACGCACUGUAAGUAUCCCAAGAAAUAUAAGUCAAAUCAAAUAAGUACAUUUUCGACGCUGCCUCCCCAGGUAGUCAUCAGACAUGAGGCAAAUGUGCAAAACAACUAGCUUUUUAAACGGGUCUAGAAUAAGUACUUAUUUAAUAUUUGUGCCAGUAACCAGCCACCAUAUGCUAUCAUCCUCUUUCGAUUGGCUGCUGUCGCUUUUAUCUCUCCUUGAAAUUUUUUGCUUACGUCAAAUCCAAGUGAUACAUGAGUCAUCGAAGUCUAUGGCCCCGCAGAAUUCCUGGUUUUUCUGGAAUGGGCAGUUGCCGACAGCGCGACUUCUGUCCAAAAUAAGGGUCUGCCAAUUAUCUGGCCUAUACAUGGCUACUUGAGGCAGAUGUUCCUGCCUAUUUACUGUCGAUUGAUGUUAAUGAAUGCGCGUAUGGGAAGAUUUGCUAGUUUGACCGCAGUAUACCGAAUCCCAGGCAUCGCAUCAGAUCUCGUAGAUGACUUUCCUCUUCAUAAUCAACCGUAGAGUGUACAGGCUGAGUGCGUAGGGUAGUCGUCUGUUUACGUACACCAACUUCAUAUGAUGCUUCCUCAGGUGUCUUUCAAUGAGUUCAAUCACACGUAGUGUGAGGAAGGGCCGGCCGACACAUUGGUUUGGACGUGUGAUUGGGCCUACCCAGUUCUUUCCUUCUCGCUCUUGUACCCAUACGUUGGCGCAUGGAACCUCUGGAAUGCCCAUUCUGUGAUAAUAAUCCGAUUUGAUAUCUUUCUUCGUCAGAGCAGCGUGUUUUUGCCCGAUUAAGUAUUCCGACUGCCCGGGUGGUUAUGCCUUACGGGCAAAUAAUUCCUCUGUGCCCUUUCUAGGGGGGCGGGAGGCGGUGUCAGGUUGUCAAUGGUCAUUACUACCGUCUGCAUCGUGCGUAUCAAUUGCGCUGAUCUCGUGCAUAUCAGAUUUGUCUGUCAUGUGCACCUGUCCACAAUUGUGUGGUCUGGGGUUGCCAAACUAAUGUCAACGCCUCCGUCUCCAGCCGGCGAUGCCAGCCAUAGGCUUUCAGGCCCGAUAGGAGGUCGCGCGUGUCCGCGCCCUCCCUAGGCUCUCUUCUGCCCGGGUUUGUCCUCGACACCGCGUCCGCGGCUUUGCUGAUUCACUUGCACUCGUUUGACUAGCUAGGACGCGGGGAAUGGCACGUAACGGUUGUUGGUGCCAGGCCUCAAGUGCCUCUUCGGUUGUUUCAUCGUUCACCAGGUCCAGAGUUUCGACGUUCUGGCCAGCAAAGACGUGUCAAGAUGACUGCACAAUAUUCCGCCACUCAUGAGGACUGGUUCGUCUUUGUCGCUGCCCUUGCGCGCUCAACCUCUCAGGUCUGAAACUACUUAGCGCCCUCUCUAGCAUAGUUCGCCCCCCAGAAACUGCAUCGAGCACGGUAGGUGACGUUUGGGGUGGCGGACUUAGGUCUUAUGACCAAACUUCGUGGACGGUGCCGAUCCCGGGCGCCUGUUCUCAUCUGCACCCUGAGUUGAGCACAGCCGUGCGUACAGCAAGAAUCUGCGCUUACUUGUGAACCGCGUGGUUUUUUGGGUCUUUCGGUGGCCUGACAGAUUCGGCAAGCUUUGCACGCCAGCCGUCUUGCAAUACUAUGCAUAUUAUUAAAGUAGAGAGUAGUUCAGAGAGCUGUUUAGGUCAUUUGUUUGAGUUCGUCUCUCGUAAUCGGCAAUGGCCAUCGUGGGUCAUGCUUGUAGACACACACCCCGACAGUCGCCGGACUUAAUUUGCAUCAUACUAGCUGACCUCCAUACAUUUAAUCCUCGUGUCUUUGCUCUCUACCUGAUCGCGCAUUCUCUUCAUAGUUGCUUCGGCUGGAUCCAAAGUAAUUAUUGACUCUCGGCCUCAUGCCUGCCACCGCAGUUAACGCCUUAGCCGCGCCCCAACCACUGUAGAUGCCAGGAUCAAUUCUAUGAGUACUAUCUGCUCCUUUGUGACCGAUGGCACUCCCCUCCCCCCCCGCACAACUGUUACUACUAUUAGUAUUGCUGCUGGUAUUGCUACUACAACUUAUGCUACUUCUGCUGCUAGUAUCACCACCGUUACCACUGCUGAUCCUGCCAUUACCGCCACAACUUAUACAACCAUUGCCGAUAUUAUUAGCGUUACCUCUUUCUACUGCUGCCGUUAUUGCUACUGUUACUAUCGCACCCGUUAUUACUACUACAGUCAGUUGUCGUCGUUGCCACUGCUUUUAGCAGUGCUACCGUUAACACUGUCGCCACCGCCACCACCAAACUUGCUUUUUGAAAUACCUGGAAUCGAUGUGAAGAUAUGCAUAUCAGAAAAGUGUAUUAUUAAGAAUGAAUAAGAGGAGUCAAGGACAGAAAAUAAAGGAGGAUUAUUCUGACCUUUCGAACUUCUUCUUAAGUUUGUCCUCGGAGCUACAAGGGUACCAAUAAAACACACAGUACGAAUGUAAAAUUGGCUAAUUGGUGUCAAUUUUUGUUUUUAUAGGCAACUUGUUGAUCGUAGCGGUGAUGGCCAGUCUGUGUCCUUGAUGUUAGCGGUGUUGAUAGCGGGCGAGCUCCAUACAGUAAAGUAAUUGUUUUUGAGCACCCCUGUGGGUGCUGUCGAUUGUUCUUGGUUGGCCUUCUACAUCCCCACCACCUCUUGGUCUCCACUCAUCCAGUUAUCGUGACAGCAAAGUCACUUUGAUGAUGUAAGUGGCUACGGUAUUGAUACCGAUGGUAAUUUUGUAUGUAAUGCCUGCUUUGUGUAAGUUAGUAGACUUGUUUUGUGUACUGCAAAUAAUGUCGCCUAAUCCAAUGGCGACCCAUUGCUCGUUUGGGCUUUUAAUACACCACUAUCCCGCAUCGACAUCCGAAGAGUAUAUAUUCGGGGUCAAACGUCCGCUAGAGACUCGUUAGAAAGUGAUCGGGCGAACCACAAAUGUGUUUAAUGGUUCUUAACCAUCUGCCUAAGGAUUUGAAAAGUCGUCUUUGGAGCAAUACCCUCGCCGGCAGCUUCUGCCGCUGGUAUAAGAAAUUCGGCCAUGACGACACUAUUCGCGACCCUGGUGUCCGUCCACAAAAAGCGAAUGAUUGCUGUUUGUUGGAUACUUGAAGUCUACAAUCAAGACAGGUCACAGCCCCUCCAAAUGUUCUAUGCAGCUUUCCUGGCGACGUCUGCUGCAGUGGGCGUAUUGAUCAGCUUCGAUCAACACCUCCAAUCUUUCAAUGCAUCCUUUUUGCUACCGAUACUGUCAAUUCAUCCGAGUCUCCGCCCCCGGGGCAUACCAUCUAUUUUGCCGUUGGUAUGGCGGCCAUCUUGCUACUUUUUAAUUACGAUCUACUCAUUAUAAGUUAGUAGUCAUAAUUCAUCGACGUUUAUCCCUUAGGUAUUUUGGGGUCUGGACAAGAAGCUCGCCCAGCGUAAGCACUUCCCCAGCGUAAACUGGCUUAUCUCCUACUCCAAGUACGUGCGCGCUUUGGAUGAGUUCUACGAAAAGAAUCACCCUGACUUUGUCGCUCUUCGUACGAAGAUGCAGGAAAUUCUGCAGGAGGAGAAGGAUCUUUCUGAGAUCGUUCAGCUUGUCGGCAAGGUAAGGGGUCCCCGCGAUGAACCCGGUCCAUUUUCCCAAGUAGCUAUGUUAGCCUGUCGAGCGCUGUUUAAUUCACUCUCCCACUGCCACUUGGUUGCAGGCUUCUUUGGCUGAAAGCGACAAAAUCACCCUGGAGGUGGCGCGUCUGAUUAAGGACGAUUUUCUUCAACAAAACGGCUACUCCGAUUAUGACAGGUGAGUUCAUACGCUGCCAUUCUCUGUGCAGCAAAAAUUUUCACCUAAAAUAACAUCACUGCGGAAAAGCACAAUUUCAGACAAGCGGCAUGAGCACAGUCAACCUGUAUACUGAAUGCUGUUAACUCACUCGCACACCCGUCAGUUUUCGCAUUUCAAAGCCUGCAGACUUUAAAAGACCGAGUAAGGAGAGGAUCUGGAGUUAAUAAAUUAUUCCUUCUGGUUAACCAUCAGCAUAAAACUAACUUGUCCUUUAUUUCCGAAAAGGCUCUUCUGAUUUGGAGCAUCUUAUAAAUCGCGCCAAAAUUAUGAUGAGGACAACAGAGAACUUCCGAAGAAUGUGUUUGGGCAGUUUCAAUUCGCAGUACAAAUCGUAUGAAUUUGAGGGAGGAGGCGUCCAUAUUAUUGGAUCAGAAUGGUUCGGACGGGUCUUCUAAGGAGUCUGACCAGCGAGCCACUUUAUCUCCAAAACGUAUUUCAGAACGAUAGCUCCGACCUUCUAACCGCGGAAGCCAAAAAACGAGCGUUGCACUUAAGUCUAACGGUUGUUAAUGAGGGAGAAGACUGAGGGCUGGGGAGUGAGCGAAAAACGUGCCCGCUGAGUAUUGUUCACCUUUCAGAAUUCAGUAGAAGUGGACGAAGAAGCCUAGGCUGCAGUCUAGCGCCAAGAGAUCGAAUUAACGAGAAUCCAAUUGGAGGAUUUCAACUGAGGCAGGCUGAAGACACUAGGCUGAUCUUUGGUUUUCAGUUAGUGGAAGAUCUUUUCUGUGACUUCAAUAGAACGUUGUUCGGGCACUUCUGUAAAACCUAAACACUAGGACCACCGUUCGCGGGGUGAGCAAUGAUCAUGCAGUCAACAUAUGUGACCAGUAAGUAGCCACUGGAAACAGUCUACGCUUGUUGUAUGCUUCAGCAAGUCCAACUUCCUGAAUUUCUGUCCCGUGAUCUAAAGCAAUAUGGUACCUAACCAGUUCAUCCUCGCCGCACAGUGUCGUGAUCCAUGCCACGGAUCUCUCAGAAGACCCCCAACAUAUUAAUUGAGUUUUAUUCAAUUACACAGAUCGGUCUGGCUUGUGAUUAGGAAGGCUCCAGGUACGUGCAGCAAAGAUGCACAGAGCUCUCUUGCAAAUGACGUCACAUUUGGAAGAUUUCGACUUGUCCUUCAGCUUCAACACUUCAGUGUUGGCAGCUAGAACGUCCGGCUGCGGUGCCUAAGACAAAAUCGAUAGCUCCUUAGAAGCGCUGCAUGUCUAUUGGCUGAGUAUGGAACCAGUCACACAGAGGCCUCCUUCAACACACCCUUCAUACUGACCGAACUUCGCAGUUUUCGGUAAAGAAAUAUCCAAGCCGUGUGUGUUUGCACAGAACUCGGUGAAUGAAUCAUCUCCAGCUCACAUUUGCGUGUCUAUUACGCUGGCAGAAUAGUGAGACCCAUCUCCCCCCCCCCUCCUCUGAUCCGCCGUCUGUCUCUCCUCCUUUCCCCCCCAGAUUCUGCCCCUUCUACAAGUCCGUUGGCAUGAUGCGCAACAUUAUCAGCUUCUACGAUCAGGCGCGACACAUUGUGGAGGCCACAGCACAAUCACCGAACCGUGUCACCUGGGCUGUCAUUCGUGAGGGCAUGAGUAACACCCUCUACAAGCUGUCCAGCAUGAAGUUCAAGGAUCCGGUCAAGGACGGAAAGGUGCGUCCCCUCCCUGCCCUCCGCCUACGCGUUUUUCCUCCCCCACAAUUCCCCACGUCACUUCCCCGGUCGGCCUUAAAGCUGGUUGGAGCGUUUCUUGCUAAAGACCUAUGGCGCACUGAUGAUAGGUAACCGCCGUGAAACAGCUGUCUGCGUCUGGCCUGUUGCACUCCUAGUGAGCGGCUUAUGUAUUAUAUGUUGUAUGUGUCCUAUGACACAGCGUUCUUUGUCGUCUGUAGCAAGCUGGCGGACAGACAGAAUGGGAUCGAGUGGGACCCUAACCACAACAGUGAGGGUCAAACGCUUACUUAACGUGUCUAUGUACCUCACUUCAAAUGGCCUACGACGUGCUGAUGAUAAGUAACGACCGUGAAACGGCUGAUAGAAGCGAACGGGUGAGUUCCAGGAAGCAGUUCAGGAGACGAAGAUGCGAUCACUGGAACAAGAAAUGUACUGGCCUGACGUUUCGAAUUCUCACUCGAAUCCAGCCUCAGAGACAGUCGCGGACUCCAACUGGCUUGACGUGACGAGUUUGACGAGCUGAAGGGUGCAUAAAUAGGCUCACUUUUGGAUAUGCACUCGAAAGCUAAUUUAGCCAGCCCCUGAGUGUUCGACAACUAAUUAGUCCAGCGAUGUAGACAUCUAAGAAAUCAAGUCCGGCAAACGUGGACUUUCGAUUAUUCAUCAUCAGACCUGUACAUUAAUGUAAGGGAAGGCAGACUAGCAAAAGUUAAACAUCCAAUGAAAGCCAAUAGGGGGGAGAGGGUUGAGGAGUGUUCAGAGCUCAGUGGUCAGAUUCUAGUUCUGUCUGGGGCUUAGGAAGGGGGGGGAAGUGUCCGGCGACUAGAUGUCCGUGCUUCAUCACUGUAACGUGAUAUGGCGGGUGUGAACACGUAUGCUGGAUUCGUCUUUACCCAGGGGAACCUUGGCGCUCGUACAAACGCUUUAUCCGAGCACAGGGCUGGGUUGGCUAACAGUAUGGCCACUGCUUCUGCCGUCGCAAGUAUUCGCUGACGCAGGAACCUGGAGUGCCUCGCCGACACUUUAUAGAUGACUCGGAAUGCUUGGUUUACGUCUAGCCGGUGGCCGCCGUCAACCAAGUGAACCACAUUUGCGCUUGAGAUGGACUCUCCCCACCUUGAUUUAGCCAGACGGGGUGGUGCUCUCGCAUCCGCUUGGAUAGACGCCUAGUUGUUCGACCAAUAUAACCCGCCCCACAGGAGCAGGUGAAGGCGUAGAUGCACACUGAUGAGGUCUAAAAAGGCAGUCUGUACUUACCUUCAAGGUUAAGAGACGGAGUGCUUGUGGAAACCACUCUUUUCUUAGCGGCUGGGUAUGUGCGCGAGAUAGCAGCGUUUAAGCGACGAUGUAGGAGUUCGCUCGCCGGAUCCCCUCGAAAUGAGAAAUAAUUCCUUCUUCUCAGCCGUCAGCACAUCAGAUUUUGGAGGUCUUUCUCCAUUGUAUUUGUUGAUAAGCUUUUCAGGAUAGCCGUUCUUUCAAUGUUUCGUAUAAGGACGAGUUCAUCUUCAAGCCCAUCUGGAGUUCAUAUUCUCCUAGCUAAGUUGUUGAGGCAGCGGAUCAAACUUCGUUUCUGGCAUAGCGAAACAAAACUGUAGAAAUUUGUGUAUUGCCCUGCCCAUGUUAUCAUGCGGAAUACACUUCUACUAAUUGUUCAAUUUGGCACUCGAUUUAGUAGAAUGUCCAAAAAGGGGGGUGGCACUCUCUGUUCCCUUUUUCCAAUUUAAAGGUUAACGCUGGGUGAGCCUGAUCCACUUUAUGCUGGCGGGUGUUCAAAUCAAGCUUCUCAUCCGCUAUUGCGAAAAUAUAAUCAGCAUAGUGAGCAUGGGAAUAAAAGUCUUCCAUUAUCGGACAGAGUUGGGUUUUCUUUAGUUUUCCCAUAAAGACAUCAGCUAGUAGCGGUCUAAAGGGUGAUCUCAUCGCUUCUCCGUUGAUCUGGCGGUAAAAUUGACCAUCGAAUCUGAAUCGGACGUCUAGGUUGCAGCGAAAGGGCAGUUCCUCUAGGUCCCCGAUGGACUGCUGAAUCAACGGUUCUCGUCUACAGAAUUCCUGAAUCCGUGUGCCGAGCGGAGCAAUCACCGCUUGUCGGAGGUUCUCUAUGUACCACAUAUCUGUAGUCAUUCCUCCAAAUUCCACCCUCUCCUGGGGGACUCCUGGCCCCACCUGCAUUUCAAACCCCUUAAUUGUGAAUGUUCUUUUUUUCUCCAUCUCAAUCACCUUUUUACACUGUAGGAGAAGAUCGAGAGGGAUUUUGAGGCUCUGCAUGAAGAGAUUUCCAAUGGCUUCCGUAGUCUGGAUGAAUACUAG